GUUUAGCAAAACAAAUGGGUCGGAAAAAGAUCAAGAUGGAGAUGGUUCAGGACAUGAACACAAGGCAAGUCACCUUUUCAAAACGUAGAACCGGUUUGUUCAAGAAGGCUAGCGAGUUAGCCACCCUCUGCAACGCUGAGUUAGGUAUUGUUGUCUUCUCGCCAGGAGGCAAGCCUUACUCAUACGGGAAACCGAAUCUUGACGCUGUCACAGAGCGGUUCAUGAGGGAAUGCGAUGAUGAUUCCGACAGUGGUGGUGAUGAAGAAGAAGAAGAAGAAGAAGAAGAAGAAGAAGAAGAAAGAGGCAAAAGUAGACCUAAAAUGAAGAAAGUGAACGAACAUCUUGAUUGUCUCAAGAGAGAGAUUGAAGCUGAGAAGAAACGAGGCGAGGAGAGGCAGGCAAAGCUUGAAUCCGGUGGGGAUGAGAGGUUCGAGAAGCCUAUUGAGAAGCUUACCAUCGAUGAACUCAAAGAGUACAUGGAUAAGUUGGAAGCAGUCCAUGGUAGGAUCCAAGGUCAAGCCAAUAAGAUGCAGGCUUCGUCUUGUCUUGUGUUUCUCUCCGGGGACAAGGCUUCUGUAGAAUGA
This is a messenger RNA of Brassica oleracea var. oleracea, 584 nucleotides long. Its product is annotated as agamous-like MADS-box protein AGL62. The record is from RefSeq and is a predicted model, not a curated record. NCBI's taxonomy places the organism in Eukaryota, Viridiplantae, Streptophyta, Magnoliopsida, Brassicales, Brassicaceae. Gene Ontology annotation, molecular function: DNA-binding transcription factor activity, RNA polymerase II-specific; protein dimerization activity; RNA polymerase II cis-regulatory region sequence-specific DNA binding. Gene Ontology annotation, biological process: regulation of transcription by RNA polymerase II. Bases 15 to 584 code for a protein of 189 amino acids. The transcript has a single exon.